UUGUAAAGUUAAUGAACAGCAGCAGCACAGCAUCUCUUCUUCUCCUUGCUCCACUCUUGCUAUUGUCCAUAUCCUCUUCCUGAAAAUAUAAUAAUAAAUAAAACAUUUUCCAUAUCCUCUCUCUCUCUCACACACACUAACACACACACACACACUUAGAGAGAGAAAAUUGGAAUUACCUUGUGUUGGUGGUGGAUUUGGAGUUGGAAUCGCAGAGAUUAGUAAUGUGACAGUUAAGGAAACCCCAACCAUCUAUCUACCUGGUGGCAGAUGUUCCUCGCAAAAUUGAACGGGAGUUUAAUCCUUUAUUCCGCAAUUGAAUCAAUUUCUCCCAAAUUCCUUUAUGGCGGGCGAGUUCAACGCCGGCUUUCAUCAAAAUCAAAAUCAGCAUCAGCAGCAGGGUAUGCUUUACAGCGGCGGCGGCGGUGCGAUGAGCAACAGCAGCAGCGGCGGCUCGGGAGGGUACGAACUGAUUCCGAUGGGUAAUUACUAUAAUAGCCCCGGGGGAAACCUGAAUGAUGGUGGAAUUCAGAUUUUCUCAUCGUCUGCUGCGCAGAGUAAUUCUAUGGGUUCUCCCUCCACGCUUCUAUUGGAUUCGGUUCCUGGAUUGAAGCACGAUACCGGUUUGGCUGUUGAAUGGUCCGUUGAAGAACAGUUUAAGUUGGAGGAAGCACUGGCCAAAUAUGCCAAUGAACCAAAAAUUAUGCGGUACAUCAAGAUUGCUGCAUCACUCCACGAUAAAACUGUGCGUGAUGUUGCUCUUCGAUGCAGAUGGAUGGCGAGAAAGCGAAGGAAACAGGAGGAUCAGAGUUUGGGGAAGAAAGUGAAGGAUCGGAAGGAUAAAUUCAUGGAGUCCUCUUUGAAGAAUAAUAUUUGCUCAGCUUCAUCGGUCAACGUGCCUCCAUAUUCUGUAACUACGAACCAUCAUCAGAAUGAUUACGCAUAUUCAGUGCCAAGCUGCACAACCAGACAUCUUUUAGAAGAAAAUAACCAAGCUUUUGGUCAAAUAUCUGCAAAUCUUUCGACUCUCAAGUUGCAGGAAAACAUCAAUCUUUUUUCUCAUACAAGGAACAAUAUAACUGCAAUUUUGAAUGACAUGAGAAACAUGCCUGGGAUUAUGAGCCGAAUGCCACCUCUCCCUGUGCUCUUAAACGAGGAACUCGCCAGUAGUAUUUUUCCACAUUCAGCUCAGGUAUAGCAGAGCCUGUUCUCUCUCUUGAAUUUAUUUGUUACAUGGAAUAAUGUUCAAGUCUCUUUGUAAUGCAUGAAUUAUGUUUUCCUGUACACAUUUCCUUCAUCUUCUCAAUUUUAUCGCUUUGGUCAUAUGCUGCAUAACAGCCGAUACACACUUCAUAUUCUUCCAUCCAUUUGACCAUUUUCACCAGAAACUUGAAAAAAUUUCUCUCUUCUAUCUUUGACGAUCUCCAAUAUCCACUCCUAAGUACCCUUGCAUCUUCACCACAUCAACCUUUCAAUUCCGUCAUUGAUUUUGAUCUCACUCUUAUAUAAUCACUUUCUUACAAUGAAAUAGGAAAGGUACACGCAAUACAAAGAUAAUACUCCCAUUCUAUAAGGGUGCAUUUGGAUGGAAGGAUUUUGGGAAGGGAU
Messenger RNA from Erythranthe guttata (spotted monkey flower), 1608 nucleotides. The record is from RefSeq and is a predicted model, not a curated record. NCBI's taxonomy places the organism in Eukaryota, Viridiplantae, Streptophyta, Magnoliopsida, Lamiales, Phrymaceae.